Hyla sarda is the source of this 3513-nucleotide messenger RNA. RefSeq names its product myosin regulatory light chain interacting protein (gene MYLIP). Bases 186 to 1517 code for a protein of 443 amino acids. The transcript has 7 exons. NCBI's taxonomy places the organism in Eukaryota, Metazoa, Chordata, Amphibia, Anura, Hylidae. Gene Ontology annotation, cellular component: cytoskeleton. The record is from RefSeq and is a predicted model, not a curated record. Gene Ontology annotation, molecular function: ubiquitin-protein transferase activity. Gene Ontology annotation, biological process: ubiquitin-dependent protein catabolic process.
UGCUUAUGAGGCAGCAGACGGGGGCCGGGCGGCUGGGACUCUUCGUUCCCUUGUGUGGAGGCUGCUGGCGGCAGGCGCCUUCCUGUGCUCCCUUACCUGAAUGUGGAUACCCUCAGGGGGUGCCCGGCUAGCUCACACUCGCUGUCUAGUUAUAUCCGAGGAGAGAAGGCUUCCUGUGUGCUGCCAUGCUGUGCUAUGUGACCAGACCGGACUCGGUGGUGAUGGAGGUGGUGGUGGAUGCCAAGGCUAAUGGAGAGGACUGCCUUAACCAGGUGUGUGAGCGACUGGGUAUUAUUGAAGUGGAUUACUUUGGUUUACAGUUCAGUGGAAGUAAAGGAGAAAGUCUCUGGCUGAAUCUGCGAAACCGAAUAUCCCAGCAGAUGGACGGGCUGGCUCCCUUCAGGCUGAAGCUAAAAGUCAAGUUUUUUGUGGAGCCCCAUCUCAUUCUUCAGGAGCAGACCAGGCACAUGUUUUUCUUGCACAUAAAGGAAGAUCUCCUGGCUGGUCGACUGCACAGUUCUCCAGAGCAAGCGGUGGAGCUGAGUGCUCUAAUAGCCCAACUGGAAUAUGGAGACUAUAACCAGAACACUGCCCGAUACCAAAAUAUCUGUACAAAGGAGCUUGAAUCUACUAUGUUAGAAAGUAUUAUUGAAAAGCACAAAAGCUUGGAAGGACUAAGCCAGGCAUCGGGAGAGUACCAGGUGCUUCAGAUCAUAUCCACACUGGAAAACUAUGGGGUAGAGUGGCAUUCUGUACGAGAUGCUGAAGGACAAAAGCUUGUAAUAGGAAUAGGUCCUGAAGGCGUGUCAAUUUGCAAAGAAGACUUCAGCCCAUUGAAUAGGAUUACGUAUCCAGUUAUCCAAAUGGCAACACAAUCUGGAAAGAACGUAUACUUGACGAUAACCAAGGAGUCUGGGAAUAGUCUGGUUCUUCUUUUUAAAGUCAUCAGCACCAGAGCAGCCAGCGGACUCUACAGGGCGAUAACAGAAACGCAUGCAUUUUACAGGUGUGACACAGUGACUAGUGCUGUUAUGAUGCAGUACAGUCGAGAUCUUAAAGGACACCUGGCGUCAUUAUUUUUAAAUGAUAAUAUCAAUGUUGGCAAAAAGUAUGUGUUUGAUAUUAAAAGGACUUCAAAGGAGGUUUAUGACCAUGCCCGAAGAGCCUUGUACAAUGCUGGCAUUAUGGAUCUGUACCCAAGGAGUGACCAUAGUGGGCAGGGUUCCCCCCUCAAGACCUCUGAAAGUACUGUAAACUGUAACAGCUGCGAGAACCUCAGCUGUCAGCAAACAAAAGCACUGCAGGAUAAGCUGAGGAAACUGAAGGAAGCCAUGCUGUGCAUGGUCUGCUGUGAAGAGGAAAUCAAUUCUGCCUUCUGCCCAUGUGGGCAUAUGGUGUGCUGCGAGGGAUGUGCCACCCAAUUACAGUCAUGUCCAGUAUGCCGGGCUUCAGUGGAUCAUAUCCAGCACGUAUAUUUGCCAACACACACAAGCUUGUUAAACUUGACUGUUAUUUAAGCAGAAGAAAAACCUAAUUCUGCUUAACCUUUUGGACACCUUUAAUAAUGAGAAAAAUAAACUGUAUGUAUGUACAUUACCGUGAACUACACUACAAAAUGCUACAACCAUUGAAUUUGCUACAACUAAAGAAGAGAGAAGAUAAAUGCAGCUUUCUGCUGGAAGACCCCUGUUGACAAGGAGUCUUCUGUUUGUUUGCCUUGUAAAUGUUUUGAUAGCGGGAUGGCUAGUUCUUUUCUUAGCAAGCCUUUUAUUUUAAUUUUGACACUUUUGGAUUAUGGAGAACAUGGCGCAGUCCUGUUCUAAACAUACCCCAAUGGUAAACGAGAAGUUUUAGGUUUUUGUUUUUUAAAUAGGUAAAUUUUACAUUUAAGCCAUUUCCUUGCCUAUUUUUUUUUUAAACUAAAUAUUGGUGUACCAGUCAUCUGUGCUCAUGAUCAACGAUGGGUAUUCAUGAGCUUGCAGCCUAUUAAUUCACUGGAAACUUGUGAAACUGAGCUGCUACAUCCUAGUGAAUUGAGAUCUGUGUGGGUGGUACUGUUAAAGGGAAAUUCUAGGCAAUCUUUCUUUUUACCUGCAUUUUUACAUUGUUGGGCUGCAUUCAUGUGAGCAUAUUGUAGAUGCUUGUUUGUGCCUGUAUUAAAGACCCAAGCCUUGGCCUUACUGCGGACCUAGACAGAACCAAACUGAAGACCUGGUGACAUACAAUGCGAUCAGUUUGGGUGAUCAGACAAGAGCCCCAUACUACAGACAUGCAUCUGUAUUACGCUUAUGUGCUAGAGGUUUAGCUCUGUUUUGGUGAGGAGGGAAAUAAAAGAAAAGGGGGGGGGGGGUACUAUUUGUGGCCCGAAUAAGAAUACAGUAUUUUUAUAUAUAUAUUUUUUUUCUUGUUACCGAAUUCUUGACCUGCCUGCUAGUUUAUUUAUUUUUUUUGUUUGUUUUAAGGUUAGUUUUCUUACUUUUUAUUCGCUUACAUUGUAUAGAUUUUAUUUGUUUUGAUUCCCAUUAGUGAUAUUCCUUUAAAUCAGUAUUAGAAAAUAAUUUGUUCUUAGUGUUUUUUUUUUUUCUUUGCUUUUAAUUGUUUUUAAUGGGUAAAUAGCUUUGUAUUCUGGUAAUACUACUUGACUUUUUUUUUUUUUUUUUUUUUAGUAACAUAAUGAAUCAUAGGUCAAAGGGCACAAAACUAUUGGGUGCUACAUUAAAUUUUCUGUUUUGAAUGUCAGUUUUGCUAAAACAAUCAGGUUCAGUAUUUGUCCUUUUGUUCUUUUGCAUGUGUACAGACAUAGGGGGAGAUUUAUCAAUACCCAUGCAGAGAAAGUGGAACAGUUGCCCAUAGCAACCAUAGUGCUCCUUUAAUUCUUAAAUUUGCCUUUGGAAAAAAUAAUUCUGGUUGCUUUUGGCAACUGCUCUACUUUUCCCUCUGCACACUUCUUGCUAGAUCUCCCCCAUAGUAUUUUCGCUUGCAUACUGUUCACGAUCCUAAUUUAUGUUAUUACUUGGGCAUUAUGGUCACCUAGGAUAUUUACUAUACAUGUGUAGUAUCUGGGUUUUCACCCUGUUAAGAUCACUUUGAAAAUCUGGAACUCUACUCAGUUCUAUUGAGUCGAAAUUCUGCAACCCUGAGCUUUCCUACACAAAUAUAGUAAAAACAAAGAUGGCCAUAUUGGUGCAAUACCCUGCAAAUCUGAAGCUGGGAAUAUUAACACUGUCACUUUAUAGAAAGAUGUUCUUUAAAUACCUUUCUUAUUGCCUUAAUGUAGCAGUAAUUUGUUCCUUAUGCAUUUUGUUUCUUUGCACAGACAUUUUGUCAAAACGAAUUAGAAAAGUUGCUCUACUUUUUUAUGGCACAUUGAUGUAUAGCCUCGAAUUAAUAGAGGUAUUUAUUUUUUCACUUUGUAAAAUAUGGAUUUUGCUUCCACAUUCAACACUGGAUUCAUUUCCUGUCUAACGUGGUAAACAAUAUCUUGUCUUUUAUAUUUAGUUAAAUAAAGUAUUU